CAAUUAUGCCUCGAAUCGGGUCCUCCAAGUCAAAGACAGGCUGCACAACCUGCAAGGUCCGCCGUGUUAAAUGCACCGAAGAACGGCCGGAAUGUCGACGCUGCACGACGACUGGCCGACGAUGCGAAUAUUCCCUUGAUAACACUCAUCACACAGAUAGAAGACACGACAAAACAUCACUCUCUUCCAAUCCCUGCUCAGUGACUUCCACCCCAGAACGCCGGGCCUUUGAAUUCUACUUCCACGCCGCCGCCCCUGGGUUGUCGGGCGUGCUGGACCUGUCCUUCUGGCGCGGCACCGUGCUGCAGAUCUGCCGGUCAGAACCCGCCAUCUGGGAUGCAAUCAAUUCCCUCAGCGUGCUAUACGAGGAUGGGCUUAACCCGCGCGGAAUCCAGUGGUAUCUGCGCUCGCUGGCAGUCUUCCAGGAGAAGAUCGCGCGGGGGACGAUCGAGCUGGGCGUGGCGCUGGUCAGCUGUGCGCUGUUCGUUGCCAUUGAGGUCUUGCAGGGGAAUUUCUCUUCUUCGUUGGUUCUCUUCCAUCAGGGGGUCCAGUUGAUAGGAAGUGUUCUUUCAUCAUCAUCAUCAUCAUCAUCAUCAUCAAUGGUAUCAUCCACCGUAGAGACCGUUGCCCCCGUGCUUUUACGCAUGGGAACUUUGCCAUUGAUCGCUGCCGGUCCCUUGACGCAGAAGAUCCAGCACCAACAUAUCCCGGUCUCGUUUACUUCCAUUGCCGAAGCCCGUAUGGCGUUAUAUUCUAUUGUCCAGGAGGUGAGAGGCAGCGUCAGCAGAAAGAGGAAAAAAGACAAGAAUAGCAAGGAAACCCUCGAGGAACAGAUCUACCGGUUACUCUGCUGGCAUCAACAGUUUCUGUCUCUCCCAGCUCUUCCUGAUCCAGAAUACGCGAGUGUUGUCUCGACCAUCCUAAUGACAUAUCUCAGUGCGUGGAUCUGGGUGAACAAUCACAACAACACAGCCAGUGAAGAAGGAUACGAUCAAUACAUACCUCAGUUCAAACAGAUUAUCGCCCACGCAGCGACGGCUCUCAGCGAGUCCUGUCCACUCCCACAAUCGCCCUUUGUCUUCGAGAUGGGAGUCGGGCUGUCCCUGUUCAUAACGGCGAUAAAGUGUCGAGAUGCGUCGCUGAGGAGACAGGCCAUUGAAUACCUCUCUUUGGCUCCAAAGGUGCAAGGGAUGUACCGCUGUGAGGCGGCCAGGGAGAUAGCAGAGAAGAUCGUCGAUCUGGAAGAAAACGGCCGAAGAGUGUGUGAUUUUAUGAUUCUUCAAGGGGAUAACACUCGUUUAAGGUGUUUCCUGGCGGGAUGCGAAAGGGAGAUUCUACUAUCUGAUCAUCAUUCCUACCAGGAGUAUCAUCUAGUCAGCGUGUAUUAUCAUGGAUGAUGGUAAUGCUAAGACUGACUUUCGAUUUAUCCUACUAUCUGUGGAUAGUCUACUUGUUUACACAUGAAGAUAGAUAGCAGAAAUCAAGCCCC
Messenger RNA from Penicilliopsis zonata CBS 506.65, 1489 nucleotides. RefSeq lists its product as hypothetical. The coding region runs from base 6 to 1397 and encodes 463 amino acids. Lineage: Eukaryota; Fungi; Ascomycota; Eurotiomycetes; Eurotiales; Aspergillaceae. Gene Ontology annotation, molecular function: DNA-binding transcription factor activity, RNA polymerase II-specific; zinc ion binding. The record is from RefSeq and is a predicted model, not a curated record. The transcript has 2 exons. Gene Ontology annotation, biological process: regulation of DNA-templated transcription.